Molecule: messenger RNA, 456 nt
Organism: Pochonia chlamydosporia 170
Lineage: Eukaryota; Fungi; Ascomycota; Sordariomycetes; Hypocreales; Clavicipitaceae
Exons: 1
Coding region: 1-456 (151 amino acids)
Source: RefSeq, a predicted model, not a curated record
AUGAUGGCCGACGAGGUUGCCCUUGUUGCGAACGGUUUUGGAGCGCACGUCAUGGAGGAGGGCGCGGUUCUUUUCGAACUUGCGAAGCUGGGUUGCGCGGGGGCCGAGGAUGCGCGCCCACAGGCCGGAGAGGAGCUCUGCGUGGAAUUCUUCCUGGGUGGAGGACUCGUGGGCGACGGUGCGGGCGAGACUGAGGAAGUGGGCGUCGAUGUCGUCGAAGAGGGCGAAGAGGGAGACGGAGUUUUCGAGCUCGGCCUGGAUGGCUUCCUCGAGGGUGGAGAGGAAGUUGUUGAAGAGGAGUUGGACCAUGCGCUGCUCGCGCUGGGGGUUGGACAGGCCGAAGAUGGAUGUUGUAAGGCGGCCGAGGCGGGUGGGGUGGCCGUGGGUGUCUUCGAGGAUGGCGGUGGUGGUGAGGAAGUUGUGGAUGUUGUCGUAGGCGUGGGAGAGGGAGGAUGA